ACCAAAUGAAUCAAACAUCUUUCCUGGACACAUCACACAUCCCCCAUGAUAUUUAUUCCCUACCUACACUAGAGCACAACUGUAUUCAUUCAUUUUUACCUAAUCAUCAUUAAAGUAUUACAUAUUUCAUCUUUUAUCGAAGGCCUCUCAUUUCACAACUACGUAGCUAACUUUUUGGGGUGAAGUCAUCACCUAGUAGCCGGCACAUUCCUCAACCCCAACCAUCUACCAACAGCAUGGCGUCGAUGAAUACCUGCCCCGAGGAGCUUCGCCUUAUGUUCGUGGAACACGUACACGAUGUAUCUCCAAAAUCCCUGGAUUCCCUCGCCUUGGUGAAUAAGUCAUUCCACAAGCACGUUCAGAAUUUCAGAUUCCAAGCGUGGAAUUUUCGCCAUGGGAAUCUGACUAAGGAUUUGGACUACAUCAAACGCAAGAAGCUUCAGGACAAGAUCCGACGUGUGCACCUAACGGACUAUAUGGCCGUAAGGUAUGACUUCUGCAUGUUGUUGCCCAAGAUGGCGAUGCUGCGAGAUAUCGAGAUGGUCUGCGGCUUUGGACACAAGUAUCUUCAGGAUACUAUACUCAAGUAUCUUCGAUGCCGACAGGAGAUUCGUCUACACGUGGCGUUAUCCGGCGAACCCAUUCGACAUGAAGGCGUGUUAGCCGAACCAAUACAUCUCGAAGGUUUCGUGGGAUGCCAAAACCUCUAUUCCCUGAGCGUGAAGCAUCACUACGACAUGAUGACUUCCUGCCGCGACGUAACGAAGCCUCUGAAGGACGUGCUUCUCACGUGUCCCAAUCUUCGCCAUCUAAAGCUUGACAUCAGACAACUCCCAAACCCCGGUAACCGUUUGAUGCAUUACUGCGGCUUCGGAUUCGUCAACAACGAGCGAAUCCCGGCAGCCCUCGAGACACUGGAGGUCAUCGCGUAUCCGUUUGGGAAGAAGGAUACGCACCCUCAUCUAUUCCAACCCAACAUCCCCGACUACCCAUUGCUAGGGUAUGAGCAGCGCUACUGGACGAACCGAUUCGACUGGUCCAACUUAACCCGACUUAACGUUCGCGACACGUGGGCCUGGAUCCCUCACUUGGAGAAGCUGACGUCCCUCAAGGAGGUGGAUUUUACCAGCGACCCUUGCACAGAGUUUGCACCGGCAUUCCUUCGAGGGGUCCCCACCAAGCUAGAAAGCAUCAAGGUGAACCAACUAGAAGUCCCUGGUUGGGAUACCAUCGUCUUACACGGAAGCGCGCUCCGCGUCCUUCACAUCGUCGGGGACGGUCGACAAAAUCCAGCCGCCAACAUGACCAUCGAACACGAGCUCCGCAACAUUCUCAAACCCAUCCGAGAAGGCUGUCCGUAUAUCGAGGACUUGGGCAUCAGCUUUGCCCGAGACGACUUAUGGCCGGACGAGAUCCUGCGCGAGGUCGCCCAGUUCAAGAGAGUGCGCAAAGUGACGCUGUACUUCGACUACACGAACCGCAACUUCAACAACCACAAGCUCAAGCCGGCCAUCACUUUCAAAGGCGCGUCCGACGUCUUCAAGUACCUCGCCGUGUGGUCGGAAGGCAAAGAAUACUACCCCUUCCGCGAGGUGCGCCUCGUCUCCGGGAUCUUCCGUCCACUUAAGAACCUGUACAUCGUCCCCCAGACCGCAGAAGAUGCCUGGACAAACGACAGCGCCGUCACCAUUGUCUGCCAAACCUCAGAGCGGGACGACACUCGAAACACGGAGUGGUACGAGGCUUCGUGCCCGGACCUGACGGCGGAGGAGAACGACAUUCUCGACGAGGGCGUGACGGUAGGGCGUAAAGAGAUGUUGAAGCUGGUCAAACGAUCCCUGACCGCGCCUAGACUGAAGACGGUGUCGCCGAAGUUCAAGCUCGCGUGGGAGGGUCCGGUGUCGUAUUGGCAGUGGCAGGACUACAGGAACUGGUUUUACAGACCCGGGAAGGAGAGAUUCUUCAAGGGCGAUGGCGUGGAUUACAUCGUUGAGGACGAGGACGAUUGGCAUGAACUGCGACGCGGUCAUCCGCAUCCCCCGUUUCAGCACUAA
Molecule: messenger RNA, 2054 nt
Organism: Annulohypoxylon truncatum
Lineage: Eukaryota; Fungi; Ascomycota; Sordariomycetes; Xylariales; Hypoxylaceae
Exons: 1
Coding region: 237-2054 (605 amino acids)
Source: RefSeq, a predicted model, not a curated record